CGCAGAUCCUCCUUUGCUCUCUUGUCACCAUUUCAGCUUCCAUAUAUCGCGAGCGGGAGCGAUACUCGUACACAUGGAUCCCGAUACCGAGUCACUGUUGAUCUCGACCUGCCAGGCCCUCGGCGGGUUCGAGUACAUUUCUGAUGACAUCAAUGACCAGAGGCAGGCUUAUAUUAUGGGAGACGAAUGUCUAGCAUGUCUCAAGGAUAUCAAAAAAUUCAUCAAGUACUACGAGCAUGAGGGCGACAAUGUCGUUUUGACCUAUCUAGGAACGAUGGGUAUUCUGGAAAAGGAUUUGGUCCCCAUCAUACUGCUAAACACACCUGCCAACAGCAACGUCAGAGAGCGAAUUGUCCUUGCCUGCAUUGAGUUGAUAGUCCCGAUGACCUGGCCGAUCGAUUACAAAGCCCUCGAAAAGCUGGCGGACACAGAGGAGGACAACAGCAUCGUUGGUAACCUACACCAGCGACUCGAGACCUUGCGGGAGUACAAGCGGGCGUUCCUUCAACGUGGCGUUUUGGGAGCCGUAUUUGCAGUAAUGCUGAAGCCGCUGGGAGUCGAGUACAGGAUGAGGACAACAAGAGAUCAAGCAGUGAUUCGUCUGGGAUUGUCGUUGUUUCGAAACUUGGUGGCCAUCCCCGACCCCGAGAGUUCUGUGUCAGGAACGAUGGAUCAGUUCAUCAGCUCAAUCAUGCAGGAGGAGCUACUGGACAGGUUUCAAAAGGAGAAUGUCAUGGAGCUUUUGCUGACGCUGGCGUCUUCUUCAACUGAUGUACAGCUCACGGAAUGGAAUGCUAUCGCCUUGGAAACGUUUUACCACAUCUUUUCUGGAAUCGACGCCGUUGAGCUCAUCCCUGCAGUUUCUGGUCAAGCGAAAAAUUCACAGUUGCAGGACUUGCUAAACAAGGAGGAGAAGGAAAAGAAAUUACAGUCGACUGCUGGGCGAAAACGACAUGACCGAUUCGGGACUACAGGCGAAGUCCGUUUGCAGGAUGGGACCAGAAUGGUUUUGCACCAAAAGGGAGCUUUAUUUACCUCGUUCGAGACUCAGCUGGACAGCGUUAAAAAACCAAGAGCGCGAACUAAGCGUCAGAAGGAAACGGACGAAUACAAGAAAAACAUGACGAGAUCUGGAUUGGCCAUGUUGCGGGAACUUGCCUUGACCCUGCUGGAGAGCGGCUUUAAUCCGCUGUUCACCUCGUUGCGCCAAUGCAUUGAGCUCGAAAGAGAAAGGGUCAAGGACCACCACCGAAACCAGUACCAUUACUUAAUGGCAUUCCUGCUCAAGUUUCAGCGACAAUACGCUGAUUAUGUCGCCAAACAAUACCAAGAGCAAAAGAAGAAUGCACAUCCACGAGAACUCACGAGUUUAGAGGAAGAAUAUAAGAAAAACAUCCUUCGAUGCGAUUUUGAUCUGGUGGCGACGGCGAUCGAAACUGCAAACGUCUUUCAAAUCGUCGGCUUCAUACGCACCCGUUACGAAGUAAAAGACAAGCUGUGGGACGAUAUUCGAAAGGCGAUGAACUGCAUCCAGGAGAUUCUGAUGACGCUCUACGCCAUGAGCAAGUCGCUCAAUGAGACCUAUCGAGAUGAUUCGGCUAUUGUGCAAAGCAACCUGUAUCAUGAGGACGCGACGCUGGAACUGUUCCUGGACCUCGCCAAAAAUUACAAGAAACAGUCCACGAAAUAUCUGCACACGCUAGUGCGGAUGAUCCAUAUCCUGCUCAAGACGCUAGAAAACUUUUCCAGCUCUAAGAGUUACAUGUUUAUCCGUAAGAAAAGGGCUAUCGCUAGACGGCGCAAGAAAAACGUCAAGGAAGGGAUGAAUGCUGAGCAACAACCAGAGGAAGGAGUCACAACUCAGGCGGCAGGAGAAGAUGAGCAGCCUUUGUAUGAGGUUCUGCAGACAGAUGGCGGCCAAGAGCAGGAUCAAGAGAGGGAGGACGAUGAGGAUCAACCAACUCAUACAUUCAAGGAGCACCAGUUUGUGUUUCAAGAAUAUGAACGUCGAUUCGCGCACGAGCAUGUCAUCAGUACCUACUGUGCUUUUCUCGAGAACUUUGCGGAGCUGGACGAGACCCAAAUGCAUUGGGCUGCAUCUCUCUUUCACAGAAUCGCAGUCAACUGCUCAAACUUGGCUGUGUUUUACAAGCUGUCGACGCUACAUCUCUUUCAUCAAAUUCUGCAAAGCAACAAAGAAGAUGCAAGAAGGGACAUGAUUCCAUUUGUCUCAUAUGUUGUUCACCAGUUCUUUAAGAAGAUGCAGGAGUACCCACUUUUAAUCGCCGAAGUAUUCUUUCCGAAAACGAGCAAAAAUUGUCUGGAAAUCAACGUUGGCAGGGACGAGCUCGAGAGAGAGAAGCUUGUGAUAUCCGAAAAGAAGGAGAAGAGGUGGGAACCGCAACUCCUUGGCUUGAAAAGCAUCUAAAGGCUCUGCAAUACUGGAUUCGCUAUUGACGUCUUGCAUGCCCCUAUUCCUGUUCUUUAGGCUAAUGUCAACCGAACUUGA
This is a messenger RNA of Gamsiella multidivaricata, 2509 nucleotides long. RefSeq names its product timeless protein-domain-containing protein. The coding region runs from base 74 to 2428 and encodes 784 amino acids. Lineage: Eukaryota; Fungi; Mortierellomycota; Mortierellomycetes; Mortierellales; Mortierellaceae. Gene Ontology annotation, biological process: DNA repair; replication fork arrest; DNA replication checkpoint signaling. Gene Ontology annotation, molecular function: DNA binding. The record is from RefSeq and is a predicted model, not a curated record. Gene Ontology annotation, cellular component: replication fork protection complex. The transcript is spliced from 13 exons.